This is a messenger RNA of Huiozyma naganishii CBS 8797, 1272 nucleotides long. RefSeq names its product putative lipoate--protein ligase (gene AIM22). The coding region runs from base 1 to 1272 and encodes 423 amino acids. The record is from RefSeq and is a predicted model, not a curated record. Gene Ontology annotation, cellular component: cytoplasm; mitochondrion. Lineage: Eukaryota; Fungi; Ascomycota; Saccharomycetes; Saccharomycetales; Saccharomycetaceae. Gene Ontology annotation, molecular function: lipoyltransferase activity. Gene Ontology annotation, biological process: protein lipoylation. The transcript has a single exon.
AUGACUGCCGUUGCCAAGACGUGCCUCAAUGCUUACGGUGUUGCUGGUACUGUUUUAAAACGGUCACCUCUACUCCCAAAUAUAUGCUAUCCUCAGCUGAAACGGCGUGUUUCGUCGAAAACGCCAUUCGACAUCAAUGAUUCAGAUGACAAAUACAAGGAAUUAAACGACUAUUACAGGGAUUUGUUUACCAAUGAUAAUGUCAACACAACACUAGGUGCUACAUCCAAAAUAAACAUCAAAACUGAAAUAGAUCUACUUAAUGACGAACUGGCGAAUCUAACUGACACCGCGGUGCCACCGCAUAAAUUGCCCUUGAGGUCGGAAGACUUGCAAAGAGUAGUUGAAACCCCGGGGAGAUUUGUCAUCAAGAGCCGGUCGAACGACCCAUACUUUAAUUUGGCAUUAGAACACUAUAUCUUUAAGAACACCCCGUUGUUCGAACAAUCGAUUUUCUCAUCGCAGCGGUUAUUGUUCUAUGUGAACAACAAGUGUGCCGUUAUCGGGAAAAACCAAACCAUAUGGCAAGAACUCUAUUUGAACGAGCUGAAUAAAAGAGGAUACGAAGUCCUAAGGAGGCUGUCAGGAGGAGGUGCCGUUAUUCAUGACUUGGGCAAUGUGAACUACUCGUUUCUUACUUCUCGAGAAGAGUUUCGAACCACGUUUUUCAACCAGUUGAUUGUCCAGUGGUUGAAUAAACAGGGACACAUACAAGACUUUGAAUUGAAUGGCCGAGGUGAUAUCUUGUAUAAAAAAAUGAAAUGCGGCGGGAGUGCUUUCAAGAUAGCAAGAGGCAAAUCGUACCACCACGGCACGAUGCUUGUUAACUCUGAUAUCGAUAGCUUCCACGGUCUGCUAAAACCGAGUGGGCAAAAAGGAGUUAGGUGGGUCAGCCCUAGUGUCGAUAGUGUUCGAGCUGGCGUUACUAAUAUCCCACUUGGCUCAACGGAACAGUUCAUAGAUAUUUGCACGGAUGGGUUUCAAAAAUAUUUCAAAUCUGCAGACAGUAUACCGGUGUACUACUGUAAUGACACAGUUUCGACAAACUCAGAGAUAGAGAAAACAAGAGCACUGUUGAGAAGUGACAAAUGGAAGUACUGUAGUGGUCCUAAAUUCAAAGUGGAAUUGGAUUCAUCGCAUGAUGUGAUAGAAGUCGAAAAGGGGAUCGUUGUGUCAUCAACCAUCCCAAAUAUCAAAGGUAUGGAUUUUCAAAGGCUGAUUGACACUGGCUCCAAUGAGGCUCAACUGCAAUGUUUGAAGCCUCUCAUGUAA